GGUGACCUGCUCAGAGGGAAACCCAUCGAGGAGUUCUUGGAGGACAGCGAAGAACUGAAGGAACUUGUGGCCAAAUGUAACGGUCAGUACCACGUCUUCAAUAACGAAGCGGAGGAUCGAUCUCAGGUCAACGAGCUGCUCGACAAGAUCAGGAAAAUAACAGAGAAAAACGGAGGAGGCCACUACACCACUGAAAUGUUCCAGGAGGCAGAGAAGGCGAUAGAAGAGGAGAAACGACGAAUCCUUAAAGAGAGA
Plectropomus leopardus (leopard coralgrouper) is the source of this 255-nucleotide messenger RNA. NCBI's taxonomy places the organism in Eukaryota, Metazoa, Chordata, Actinopteri, Perciformes, Serranidae. The record is from RefSeq and is a predicted model, not a curated record.